Molecule: messenger RNA, 1063 nt
Organism: Paramuricea clavata
Lineage: Eukaryota; Metazoa; Cnidaria; Anthozoa; Malacalcyonacea; Plexauridae
Source: the annotation of a GenBank genome assembly
AUGGGACCUUUGAAAAGAGUAGAUGUUCUUGAAGACGACAUGUGUGCACCACAAACUAUUGAUGUUGUGAGAAGGGCUUGUAUUGCUGGCUUCAACAUGAAGGGUUUUGAUUGUGAUAUAUUAGAGACUGAGCGAGGACCGUCUAUCGAAACUCUAAACGAGAUCAAGAAUUUUAAUGGCACAAUUUUUGUACGAUUCAUCCACAAACAAUAUAGUGUCGAUGACGUUUUAGGUGGCUCAGACGAAGAAGAUGAGAAAUCAAUGCCACUAAAGUGCAAACUUCCACCAACAAAACGUUGUAAGUCUAGCCAUACCAAACAGCAAAGCUCUGAACCAACGAAAUUCAGUGUUGCAAAACCACAGAAAUCCUUUCCUCCUUCUUUGUCAGUGGCAACAAUGUUAAAAAUGGGAAAGUUGAUCCAGCCUGCAAAGCGUGAUACAAUCCAAGUACAAAUUGAAGGAUUUGCGGUCAAGGACGGGUGGACCGUGGCAAAAACCGUGACACUGUCUGUGGAGAGUGAGAGUUUUGCUGAAGGGGGCUUCAGAAAGGCUUACAAGUGUGAAAGUAUUGAUGGAAAAUUGUCAGGCAAAUGGGUAUUGAAGAAGUAUAAAGAAAAUGCCCUGGAAGACAUGAAGUCUGUCAACCUAACAGAAGAAGAGCAUGCAAGAAAGCAGGUCCAGAUGCAUACACUGGCCCAAAACAUUGCUAUUCAGAUGCAAAGAAAUGUUCCGGAAACUUUUAGUGAGACAUUUACUUACGACAGUAUGCUCUUUGGGAAAAUAGUGGAAGACAAUGGUGAUGUAUGCUUUGUUACAAUUGAGAGGUAUCUGGAGGGAAGCUUUACCAAGUAUAUUAACAAUAAUGGCAAGAUUUCUUCAAGUAGUGAUGAUGACAUUACCAAGAAAGCAGAAACAUUGAUGCAUUACUCCUAUCAAGUGAGCCAAGGUGAAUGUUUACUUGUUGAUAUCCAAGGAACUGGUUAUCAACUGUAUGAUCCAGAAGUAGCAAGUAAAGCAUUAAUGAGUGAUGUUGGUGGAGCCGACCAGUUGAAUUUCUGCAUAG